GCGGACAUCAGACGAUUCUUCUUAUUCGUUGUCCGGAGGAAUAGUGACUACAACGGCGAAAACUUAUGAUGCUCUCCGGUGUUCCAUAGCCUAGUCUCUGCUAUAUGGAACUGGGCUGCCCUCCUUGCCCCUGAGAGGUGGCCCAAGGGCCAAAGCAUACGAUGAAGUAAACGCCGGUCAUGUCGUGAGUUAUUAAAUCUAAGUCCAUCAGAGAACACUUAUUUACUUACAUCCUAUCCAAUUUUCCUCAAACAGAGAAAUAUCCCAACAUGAGCAAUCUCUACGACGUUAUCAUUGCGGGCGGAGGGCCAGUCGGGCUCUUUCUAGCCUGUGAGCUAGCGAUGGCAGAUGUGUCUGUCCUAGUGCUAGAGCGCGAACCCGAGCCCAACUCUCCCUCCAAGGUUGGACUAUCGGGCAUGCGAGCGUUGAACACAGCUUCUAUGGACGCUUUCUACCGACGCGGACUGCUGGACAAAGUCACACCUCCGAUCAAGCGACCGCUUAACUUCCAGGAGAAGCCCGGAUUCCAAUUCGCUGGCCAGUUUGCUGGCAUAUGGCUAAACGCCAAUAGACUCGACCUAAAGCGGUUCAAAUACCGCAUCCCAGGACCGUCACUCGAUAUCAGUCUCAACCCGGUGUCGAUAGCCGGGAUCGAGGCUGUGCUAGCGCCGCGGGCCGAGAGCCUAGGGGCCACUAUACUUAGAGGGAAGAACGUCACGGGAGUCUCUCAAGACGAGGAUGCCGUCACGGUAGAAGUAGGAGAUGAGGAAUUCCACGCGAAAUGGCUCGUUGGAUGCGACGGGGGGCGAAGCACGGUACGAAAGGCCGCGGGCUUCGAGUUCGUCGGGACAGAACCGACAUUUACCGGGUACGCUGUUCAAGCCGACAUAGACCAGCCCGACAAGUUGAAGAUAGGCUUCCACCCGACCGAAGACGGCAUGUACGUUAUGAUGAGGGCGGGGAACUUCCACCUGCUAGACUUCGACGGCGGCUUCUUCGACCGCACGCAAAACGUCACGGCGGCGCACAUCCAGGACGUCCUCGGCCGCGUAACCGGCACAGACGUCAAGAUCACAAAGCUCCACCACGCCUCCUCCUUUACCGACCGAUGCAAGCAGGCGGCGAGAUACCGCAACGGCCGCGUCCUCCUAGCCGGCGAUGCCGCGCACAUCCACUCGCCGCUGGGCGGGCAGGGCCUGAAUCUGGGCCUGGGGGACGCCGUCAACCUCGGCUGGAAGCUAGCUGCGACGGUCCGGGAUUCGAGGACCCGGUAUGGACCGGUGGUGGAUCUCAGCCUCCUCGAUACGUACGAGCAGGAGCGACGUCCGUUCGCGGCCUGGGUGCUGGAGUGGACGCGCACGCAGGUGACGGUGCUGAAGCCCGGCCCGCACGGCGCUGCGCUUCGCCAGCUCAUGAGCGAUUUGGUCGAUACGGACGACGGGCAUAACUUGUUCCUCGGGCGGAUCUGGGGCUUGUCUCAGCGGCAUGAUCUCGGCGAUGCGCACCCUCUAGUCGGUGCCAGCGCUCCGGAUUUCGAGUUUAGCGAUGGGUCGAGGCUAGGUCCUAAGUUAGAGGGAGCGCGGGGCCUUCUCGUCGACUUUAGCGAUGGUGCGGCUCUCGAGAAGCUGGCUGAGGGGUAUAAAGCUCGAGUUGAUUAUGUUGGUGGUGUCGGUGCUAGGGACCAGCUUGGCCUAAGUGCUUUGUUGGUUCGACCCGAUGGUAUUGUUGCUUGGGUGGCCGAGGGGAGUCUCGAUAUUGAAGGGGCUAAGGCUGCUUUAAUGCGUUGGUUCUGAUUUGGUUCGUAAAGGGGGGAGUCAUGGAGAGAUUUCAUGUAGUAUUGGUAAUAAGCUCUGAUUUUCUUCAUUAUACCUAGGUACCUAGGUAGUCAGGUAGUCAGGUACCUAGGGAAGCAUGUAAACCAAUAACUUAUCCAAGUCUCUAGAGCCGUAGGCAAUAUAACUAAGAUCUAUCAAUUAA
Daldinia vernicosa is the source of this 1977-nucleotide messenger RNA. RefSeq names its product FAD binding domain-containing protein. Gene Ontology annotation, molecular function: FAD binding. The record is from RefSeq and is a predicted model, not a curated record. The transcript has a single exon. The coding region runs from base 270 to 1793 and encodes 507 amino acids. Lineage: Eukaryota; Fungi; Ascomycota; Sordariomycetes; Xylariales; Hypoxylaceae.